AUGUCGACCGGCCCGUUAACCACGUACACCGGAGUCACCGGUGUUGCCGACCCUGGCGGCGACUCCAUGACCGAGGACCUGAACUUGUAUUACUCGGCCGGCGACUUCGCGUGGAUCAUGACAUCCUCGGCCCUUGUGCUGCUCAUGGUCCCCGGUGUCGGUUUCUUCUACAGCGGCCUGGCGCGCCGGAAGUCAGCCCUCGCUCUGAUCUGGUUAUCCCUGAUAUCCAUAGCCAUCGCCGGCUUCCAGUGGUUCUUUUGGGGCUACUCACUCACCUUCUCCCAUACGGGCAGCGCCUUUAUUGGCGACCUCACCAACUUCGGGUUGAUGAAGGUGCUUGCCCAACCCAGUGUCGGCAGCACCAAGCUCCCUGACAUACUGUUUUGCCUGUACCAGGGCAUGUUCGCCGCCAUCACCCCCGCCCUCGCCAUCGGCGCCGCCGCCGACCGCGGCCGCAUGCUGCCCUGCGUGGUCUUCAUCUUCAUCUGGGCGACCAUCGUGUACGACCCGAUCGCGUACUGGACCUGGAACGCCAACGGCUGGUCCUUCCAGAUGGGCGGGCUCGACUUCGCGGGCGGCACGCCCGUGCACAUCAGCUCGGGGGCGGCCGCGCUCGCCUACUCGCUCAUGCUGGGCAAGCGCACCGGCUACACGCGCGUGCACGGCCUGCCCUACCGCCCGCACAACGUGACCCACGUCGUCCUCGGCACCGUCUUCCUCUGGGUCGGCUGGUUCGGCUUCAACGGCGGCAGCGCCCUCGGCGCCAACAUGCGCGCCGUCAUGGCCUGCGUCGUCACCCACAUCGCCGCCUGCGUCGGCGGCUUCACCUGGUGCCUGCUCGACUACCGCCUCGAGAAGAAGUGGAGCACCGUCGGCUUCUGCAGCGGCGUCAUCUCGGGCCUUGUCGCCAUCACCCCCGCCGCGGGGUACGUGCCGCCCUGGUCUGCCGUCGUGUUUGGUGUGGUCGGCGGUGUGGUGUGCAACUUUGCCACCAAGCUGAAAUUCGUGCUCGGUAUCGACGACGCCCUCGAUAUCUUUGCCGAGCACGGCGUGGGCGGUAUCGUCGGCAACCUGCUAACAGGCCUCUUUGCUGCUGAUUACAUCGCCCGUCUGGACGGCAGCACCAAGAUCGACGGCGGCUGGGUCAACCAGAACUACGUCCAGCUUGGCUACCAGCUGGCCGACAGCGUCGCGGGCUUCUCGUAUUCGUUCGUCAUGACCUGUGUCAUCCUGUUCCUCAUGAACCUCGUCCCCGGCUUGUCGCUGCGUGCCAGUGCCGCCGAAGAAGAGAUUGGCCUCGACGAUGGCGAGCUCGGCGAGUUUGCGUACGACUACGUCGAGAUCACCCGGCAUAUCGACGGCGCCAUGACAGGCAUGACGGGCAGCCCCAGCCAUAGCAUCAAGGGGGAUGUGCCGGAGAAGACGGCAUGA
Molecule: messenger RNA, 1431 nt
Organism: Chaetomium globosum CBS 148.51
Lineage: Eukaryota; Fungi; Ascomycota; Sordariomycetes; Sordariales; Chaetomiaceae
Exons: 4
Coding region: 1-1431 (476 amino acids)
Biological process (GO): ammonium transmembrane transport
Cellular component (GO): plasma membrane
Molecular function (GO): ammonium channel activity
Source: RefSeq, a predicted model, not a curated record